CUGAGCUCAAACUCUCUUAACCCGAUUUGUGUUGGGAGUCUUCUGUCUCUGUGCGUGUGUCUCCGUUGAUUUCUUUCUCUGUUUGGUUUGAUUUUCUUCUAUCCUUCGUAUUAUUACUAUCAUUAGAUUUCGAUUUUUCGUUGAGGAGUUUCUAUUUAUGGGAAAUUUCAGAUUCUCAGAUCUAUGAAUUUUGAUUUUCUUUUUGGGGGAAGGAGGGUUUUCUUUUGUGUUUUCUAAUCAUCAUUAUUUGAUUUGAAGAUGAUCAUGAGGAAAAGAAAACUCUUCCCUUCCUUUUUCUUUGGAAAAUCUCGAGUUUUUCAUUUUCUUCCUUGCUUGUUCUCUGUUGCUUCUUUGUCUGUAGAUCUAAUAUUCUGAAGAGAAAACCAUGUGAGUCUUAGAUUUUUAAUUUCUUGCUAACUACUCCUCAGAUCUGUUGAUUUCGAGAAGAUCUCCUCGAACUUUCAUUUUUUUUUUUAAAGCUCGAGAUCUGGGUUUGUUCUACUUCCUCAUUUCGCUUAUGGGUUUAGUUUCAAUUGUUUGAUUUAGUUUAAAAAAAAACAGUCGUAUCUUUCUACUUUCCAUUUUCCGGGAAAGUUCUGUAAUUUUUCCGGGAAAACGAAAAUUCUCGUUCGACCUUUGAAUAAACGAGAUGAAUUAUUUCCCGGACGAAGUAUUAGAGCACGUGUUCGAUUUCAUCACAGCGCACAGAGACCGGAACUCGGUAUCUCUUGUCUGCAAAUCAUGGUACAAGAUCGAGAGAUAUAGCCGGCAAAAGGUUUUCAUAGGAAACUGCUAUGCUAUCAACCCGGAAAGGCUGAUCCAGAGGUUUCCGGGUUUGAAAUCCCUAACUUUAAAGGGGAAGCCCCAUUUUGCAGACUUCAAUUUGGUUCCCCAUGACUGGGGCGGGUUCGUUUACCCGUGGAUCGCAGCAUUGGCUAGGAGUCGGGUCGGGUGGCUAAACUGCUUUCCCGACAGUUGUACUUCUCUUGUCUCCUUGAAUUUUGCAUGCCUUAAAGGGGAUAUAAAUUUAACAGUUUUGGAGAGACUCGUGGCAAGGUCUCCAAACCUUAAGAGUCUGAGGCUAAGCCGUGCAGUUCCUCUUGAUGUACUUCAAAGAAUAUUAUUAAGAGCUCCUCAGCUAGUUGAUUUAGGGACAGGAUCAUAUGUUCACGAUCCAACUUCUGAGGCCUUUACCAAAGUGAAGGCUGCCUUUCAGAAAUGCGAGUCAAUCAGGAGUUUGUCUGGGUUUUUGGAGGUCACUCCUCGCUGCCUAUUGGCUGUUCAUCCUAUUUGCCCUAACCUGACCUCGUUAAAUCUCAGCUAUGCUCCGGGUAUUCAUGGCAAUGACCUUAUAAAGCUAAUUCAACACUGUAAGAAACUUGAGCGAUUGUGGAUACUUGAUUGCAUUGGAGAUGAAGGACUUAGUGUUGUUGCUUCAACUUGUAAAGAAUUGCAGGAAUUGAGGGUUUUUCCAUCGGAUCCAUUCGGGGGAGGCAACGCAUCGGUUACAGAGGAAGGUCUGGUUGCUAUAUCCGCUGGUUGUCCCAAGCUUCACUCGAUACUCUACUUCUGCCAGCAAAUGACCAAUGCAGCACUCAUUACUGUAGCCAAGAACUGCCCGAAUUUUACGAGAUUUAGGUUAUGCAUCCUUGAACCUACAAAACCUGAUCAUGUAACCUCACAGCCACUGGAUGAAGGUUUUGGGGCAAUUGUUCAGUCAUGCAAAGGUCUCAGGCGAUUGUCGAUGUCUGGCCUUCUUACUGACAAGGUUUUCCUUUACAUUGGAAUGUAUGCUGAGCAGCUCGAAAUGCUUUCUAUCGCAUUUGCUGGGGACAGCGACAAGGGAAUGCUCUAUGUCUUGAAUGGUUGUAAGAAACUUCGGAAACUUGAGAUCAGGGACAGCCCGUUUGGUGAUGCAGCGCUUCUAGAGGACGUGGGAAAGUAUGAAACAAUGCGAUCCCUUUGGAUGUCCUCCUGUGAAGUUACUCUUGGAGGCUGCAAAACACUUGCACGGAAGAUGCCAAGGCUCAAUGUUGAGAUCAUUAACGAAGGCGACCAAAUGGAGUUUAACCCUGAUGAUAGACAGAAGGUAGAUAGGAUGUACUUAUAUCGAACCUUGGCCGGACCUAGGAAAGAUGCACCGGAAUUUGUCUGGAUUUUGUAGGUGUGCAUUGUUGGGUUCAACCAUGAAUUUCAUAUUAUUUUAGCAGUCUAUUUUGUUGAGACCAACUGAUUUUUAUGGAGAGUUCAAGAGUUGGUGAUUUAGUUGUAUGCUACUGUUGUUUGAAACAGAAGUUGAUUUGCCAUUUGUAAUAGCAGUAUUAUAAAUAGAUGCCGUGUUAGCAUAUUAGCAAAUCCACCAGAGUACAUCAAGUGUUGAUUGAUCAA
Carica papaya (papaya) is the source of this 2388-nucleotide messenger RNA. NCBI's taxonomy places the organism in Eukaryota, Viridiplantae, Streptophyta, Magnoliopsida, Brassicales, Caricaceae. The record is from RefSeq and is a predicted model, not a curated record.